This is a messenger RNA of Geodia barretti, 804 nucleotides long. The record is from the annotation of a GenBank genome assembly. NCBI's taxonomy places the organism in Eukaryota, Metazoa, Porifera, Demospongiae, Tetractinellida, Geodiidae.
AUGCAAACGUCAAAAUCCUCUCAGGCACGUGCAAAAUACGAGGCGGAUGGGUUCUACCUUUUCUCGGAGCCGAUCAUUGAUAAAGCGGUAAUUCAACGUGCCAUCGAAGGCAUGGAUGCGGUCCGAGCGGGAGAAUACGAGACGGGCACCCCUCCGCGUUCGUCGGCUUGGAGCCCCGGAGAUGACCCAAAGAAGUUAUGCAAGAUAGAGAUGUCUCAGAUUGCGAACCGUGCGAUCAUGGAGUUGGUCAGUCAGUCAUCGAUCGGAAAACUGGCAGCUGAGAUUACAGGUGCUGAGAUGGUGCAGGUGUGGUGGGUACAACUCCUCUACAAGCCCCCCGUGGAUCCAGACGGAAUUGUGCCCACGAAUAUUGGCUGGCAUCAAGACCGCCACUACUGGCAAGCGUGGGAGGCAGGCAGCGAACUCCUCACAGCGUGGGUUGCACUCAGUGAUGUUACCCCGGCAGCCGGUCCCAUGAAAUUUGUUCGCGGUUCGCACAAAUGGGGAUUGCUCGACCACAGUGAUUUCUAUGGACAAGACCACGAAGCGCAGCGCGAAGAAAUCGAGGUGCCAGAUGGUGAAGGCUGGGAAGAGGUCCCCGCCAUUCUUCGUCCCGGUGGCAUUAGUUUCCAUGAUAACCUCGCCUAUCAUGGCAGCGGGCCCAAUCUCUCAGGGAAACCACGGCGGAGUUUUGCAGUCCAUUUACGCACGGAAAAGUCCAAACCGGUUGACAAUCUCAGACAAGGGUUAACGGCAUUCAUCGAUACACCCACACACUGUCCGGUGAUCUAUCGGAAAACAUAA